This is a messenger RNA of Pseudophryne corroboree (corroboree frog), 1278 nucleotides long. RefSeq names its product actin-like protein 6A. The record is from RefSeq and is a predicted model, not a curated record. Gene Ontology annotation, cellular component: SWI/SNF complex; NuA4 histone acetyltransferase complex. Gene Ontology annotation, biological process: nervous system development; regulation of transcription by RNA polymerase II; chromatin remodeling. Bases 28 to 1131 code for a protein of 367 amino acids. Lineage: Eukaryota; Metazoa; Chordata; Amphibia; Anura; Myobatrachidae. The transcript is spliced from 12 exons. Gene Ontology annotation, molecular function: chromatin binding.
CUGGAAAGGGAAGAUGGCAGCACACCAAUGGAGACUAAAUAUUUCAUAGAUACUAAAACUGAUGAGGUGCCUCAGGAAAACAUUGAGGCAUUUUCAACGAUCAAAGAUGGAAUGAUUGAAGAUUGGGACAGUUUCCAGGCCAUUAUAGACUACACAUAUAAAAUGCUCACCGAGUCAAAGUCUCACUUAUAUCCGGUGCUGAUGUCCGAGGCCUCUUGGAAUACUCAUGAAAAACGAGAGAAACUGACAGAGCUGAUGUUUGAGCAUUAUAAUAUUCCAGAGUUCUACCUCGGCAAAACUGCAAUUCUUACUGCAUUUGCUAACGGUCGAUCUACAGGUCUUGUUUUGGAUAGUGGUUCCACACAUACUACAGCCAUUCCUGUACAUGAAGGCCGUGUAAUUCAACAAGGGAUUGUAAAAUCACAGCUAGGCGGGGACUUUAUUACUCAACAGUGUAGAGAACUAUUUCAAGAGAUGAAUGUGGACCUAAUCCCCCCAUAUAUGAUUGCUUCAAAGCAAGCAGUACCGGUGGGUGCAGCAGCCAAUUGGAAAAGAAAGGAAAAUCUACCGCAAGUUACUAAUUCCUGGAAUAAUUAUAUGUGUAAUCAUGUGAUACAGGAUUUCAAGGCAUCUGUCCUCCAAGUUUCAAAUACAGUUUACCACGAGAAUAUAGCAGCCAAGCUGCCUACUGUCCAUUACGAGUUUCCCAACGGCUAUAACUAUAACUUUGGUGUCAAACGGCUAAGAAUCCCAGAGGGGUUAUUUGAUCCUUCAACUGCUAAGGGUUUGUCUGACAAUACUGAGCUUGGUGUUAGCCAUAUUGUGUUGACAAGUGUUGGAAAGUGCGACAGUAGCAUUGGAUCAAAAUUGUAUGGGGGUGUGAUCGUAGCAGGAGGAAAUACCUUGUUGCGGGGUUACACUGACAGACUGACGAGUGAACUCUCAAAAAAAAUACCACCGAAAAUAAGGUUAAGAAUGCUCACAAACGAGAUAGCUGUAGAAAGGAGAAGACUUAGUGCUUGGCGUGGCGGCUCUACCAUAGCGUCUAUGGAAACCUUUAGUGAGAACUGGAUUUCAAAGCAGGAAUAUGAAGAAGAAGGCACACAGUGUGUGGAGAGAAAAUUCCCCUAACUGCUUCAAAACCAUCACAUGGUUCCCACACCCUAAUCUGAAAUCAUUUUAGAGCAUUUAGGAAAACAAAGUGACAACUUCUCUAGCUAUGAUAUAGUUUACACAACAUACAAAAGUAAUAUCAUGAUUGUUUUCCUUUAGUUAAUA